AUGGAGCUGGAGGUGCCGGACGAGACGGAAAGCGCCGAGGCGGGGGCCGUGACGACCGAGGCGGCCUGGGCUGCGGAGAGCGGGGCGGCGGCAGGUGUGGCCCAGAAGAAGGCGGUCCCUGCCGAGGCCCCUUUGAUGACUGGGCAGCCAGGCCCCGGCCACGGGAAGAAGUUGGGUCACCGGGGUGUGGAUGCCUCCGGUGAGACCACCUACAAAAAGACCACCUCAUCGACCCUGAAGGGCGCUAUCCAGCUUGGCAUUGGUUACACAGUGGGCAACCUGAGCUCCAAGCCAGAGCGUGAUGUGCUCAUGCAAGACUUUUACGUGGUGGAGAGCAUUUUCUUCCCCAGUGAAGGGAGCAACCUCACGCCUGCCCACCACUUCCAGGACUUCCGCUUCAAGACCUAUGCACCUGUCGCCUUUCGCUACUUCCGGGAACUCUUUGGUAUCCGGCCAGAUGAUUACUUGUAUUCUCUCUGCAAUGAGCCGCUCAUCGAGCUGUCCAACCCAGGUGCCAGUGGCUCGCUCUUCUAUGUCACCAGCGAUGAUGAGUUUAUCAUCAAAACCGUCAUGCACAAGGAGGCCGAAUUCCUACAGAAACUGCUGCCCGGCUACUACAUGAACCUGAACCAGAACCCACGGACACUGCUGCCCAAGUUCUAUGGGCUGUACUGCGUGCAGUCAGGAGGAAAGAACAUCCGUGUGGUGGUCAUGAACAAUGUGCUGCCCCGUGCUGUCAAGAUGCAUCUCAAGUUCGAUCUCAAGGGCUCCACGUACAAGCGGAGGGCUGGCAGGAAAGAGCGAGAGAAGAGUGUGCCCACUUAUAAGGACCUGGACUUUAUGCAGGACAUGCCCGAAGGGCUGCUGCUGGAUGCCGACACCUUCAGUGCCCUGGUCAAGACACUGCAGCGCGACUGCCUGGUGCUGGAGAGCUUCAAGAUCAUGGACUACAGUCUGCUGCUUGGAGUUCACAACAUCGACCAGCAAGAGCGAGAGCGCCAGGCUGAGGGCGCACAGAGCACGUCAGAUGAGAAGCGGCCUGUGGCCCAGAAAGCUCUAUACUCUACGGCUAUGGAGUCCAUCCAGGGUGGGGCCGCCCGUGGCGAGGCCAUCGAGUCAGAUGACACGAUGGGGGGGAUCCCCGCUGUGAAUGGGCGUGGAGAGCGGCUGCUGCUGCACAUCGGCAUCAUUGACAUCCUGCAGUCCUACAGGUUCAUCAAGAAGCUGGAGCACACGUGGAAGGCCCUCGUCCAUGACGGGGACACGGUUUCCGUCCACCGCCCUAGCUUCUAUGCUGAGCGUUUUUUCAAGUUCAUGAGCAGCACCGUCUUUCGGAAGAAUUCCUCCCUGAAGUCUUCACCUUCCAAGAAGGGGCGCAGCGCCCUGUUGGCUGUGAAACCCCUGGGACCCACGGCUGCCUUCUCAGCCAGCCAGAUCCCCAGUGAGCGGGAGGAGACACAGUAUGACCUGCGGGGUGCCCGCAGCUACCCCACACUGGAGGAUGAAGGCCGGCCUGACCUCCUGCCCUGUACGCCACCAUCCUUUGAAGAGGCUACCACGGCCUCCAUUGCCACCACCCUGUCCUCCACCUCCCUGUCCAUCCCUGAACGGUCCCCUUCGGAGACAUCUGAGCAGCCCCGGUACAGGGCAUCUCCCAUACCUGUUUGCCAUCCCCACAGGCGACGCACACAGUCCUCAGGACAGGAUGGCCGGGCCCAGGAGGAGACCCACGUGGAGGACCUGCAGCAGAUAACCGUGCAGGUGGAGCCUGCGUGCAGCGUGGUGAUCGUGGUCCCCAAGGAGGAUGACGCUGGUGUGGAGGCAUCCUCAGCCGGGGCAUCUGCCGCUGUGGCUGCCACCGUGGAAGGGGACACAGCCAGCCAAGCUUCAGAGCCUGCCAGCCAGGCCUCAGAUGAGGAAGACGCACCUGCCACGGACAUCUACUUUGCCUCUGCCUGUCUGCUCCUCGCUCCCUGCUCCUCUUCUGUGCCCCUCCUGCACGCGCCUGCACGCCCGCGCCCACCCGCAGCCCACGGACGAGAGGAGCUGGGUGUACUCCCCACUUCACUAUAGCGCGCAGGCGCAGCCCGCCUCCGACGGCGAGAGUGACACAUAACUUCUAUGCAGUCCCCAACCUGGAGCCCAGCAUCCCUCUGCCACCUGGCCACUUCCCGGAGGCGCUGCCUGCCCAGCUGAGGCCCAGAACUUGGGACACAUCGCCCAGCCGGCCACUCUGGCCCAACCUCGUCUUCGCCUUCCCCUUGAUGGAUGCUGAUGGCCAGGCCGUCCUCACUGACAGUUCCAGGCCACGUGCUGCUACAACUACCCCUGUCGUGGGUUGCGGCGAGAUCUUCUAAGCACCCAGUCGUGUAUUUAUUUUGGGUCCUUUUUGCACAAAGGAGGAGGUGCAUGUGCUUUUUUAGGAAAAAGAAAAACGAGGAGAAUCCGACCAGUGUACUUUGUGGCUCUCGGGUCUGCACGCAUCCUGCUGUGUUGGGGACCCAACCCUGGUGGCCCUGUAAAGCCCACACUCAAAGUCUCACCUGGCAGCCUGCUGAGGGGACAGAGCUGUCUUGGGUGUAGGUGUGUUCAGCAUACAGAGGCCAUCCCACCUCACCCAGAAGUGUAUCUCCCUCAUUGGCUCAGGUUUGGGCAGAGCAGGAGGUACAUCCACCAUGACAACUGCAAGUGGCUGUGUCCUGCUGCGCCCUGUGGCCUCCGCAUCAUUUCCCGCAAUCAGGAGGAAUAUCCCAAGUCCCAGGUGCCCCAUAAGCAGACUAUCCGGUGGUCACAAUCAGGUUCCUGCAUGGCCGGCACCUGUCCUGCAAUGCUCAGAGCUGUGAUGCCAGCAUGGACCAUGUGAUUUCCCAAGAGGACCCGUGGUGGCAGGGAUCUGUAUCUACUGGGGACACUGGGUCCAGAGGGAGCAUGUUGGCGCUGUCACCUCCCCCACUGGCCUUGGAAGUGGCAUGUUGAGACCAUCCAGCCCUCUUCCUGCUUCGUGGAUACCCUCCUGUAGGCUUGGAGUGGAAGCCAUGGCUUCUGGAAGAAUCCUCUCCAGCCCUCACCUCCAGAGGACAGCUGAGAUAUGUAAAGACAGGAAGAGGAAGAGGACUGUCAGGUGGCUGCUCCCCACCACAGUUUCCCAGGGCCUAAGCCAGGUCACUCUCCCUUGGUACUGUCCCGGAAGCAUGUGGUCCACCCAAGCAGCCCAGGGAACAACAGACAGGACCCUCACUCCAGGAUCACACGGGCCAUCAGGUCUCCGCCUGAACACCCAGCAGAGCCCUCUCUCCUGACCCCAGCGUGUCUUGGCCUUGACAAUGCAUCUGUACAAUGCUGACUGGGACACUGAAGGAGGCCCAGGUGUCAGGACCUGGGUGACUAAGGAGGACAGCUGCGUCUCCUCUGUGACCUGGGGCUAUGUGGGCCCGUGGCAGUGACCUGAAGUGGUUCCUAGCCCUCCAAGAUUGCAGGGUCCAUGGAAGUUCCCCAAGAAGGGGUGGGACCAGUGAGUGCCCUUGAAAGGUCUGUGAGUCAUGGGGGGGGUGCAUUUCCAUCUUGGUGUAGAGGUCUGAGGACCCCUACUGUGCUGGUGUUCCUUUUCAGGGGGCCCCACAAGGGAAACAGAAGUGUCCCCUACUUGUGUUGGUGUCCCUUGGAUUGCCCCAAGGGUCCAAGUUGGCUAAUUUUCCAGGGCAGGCACUAAAAAGGCAAGACUUGUUCAUGACAUUUUCCCAGACUCCCCUCCCCAGGAAAGCCGCAACUGUUGCCAGCCUCAAAAACCUGUGAAUCAAUGGGACAUGAUGGUACACACCUGUCAUGCCAGCAUGAGAGAAGCUGAGGCUGGGAGAAUUGCUACAAGUUCCAGGCAAGCCUGGGCUACAGAGUGUAACUCUGUCUCAAAAAACAAAUCUGUAAAUACCUUUGCGACCCCCUCCCUGCUGGCCCUUCCCGUAGCCACUGUCACCUUGACUGGGCAGUGUCUGUCUGUACUGUAAGGGUGAGAGGCAUUUCCUCCCAGGUCGACAAGGCGUCCCCUGCCAGCCUCUGUUCCCCAAAGCCAUCCUGACACCCCCGUCCACCCACACCAGGUUCAGUGCAAUAUUCUUGGGGUCCCUUGCCAUGGUACUGUCUCAGCCCCUCAGUCCUGCUCCAUGACAAGUAUCCCCUAGCCUCCAUUUCUCAGGUGGUUAAAACACAUUGCCCACCUGUACCCCACCUUUGUUUUUAUGGUCCAACUCAUUCCAAAAGAAAACUGCAAACCUCGUGUGUCUUAACUCUCCUGGGGGUCCCUUUUCCUCACCCCCGUGGUCUGGUGUGUGACAAUCCGAAGCAUGGUGUCCCGAGGCACCAAACAAGGGACCGUGUCCCUCCAGCCCAGAACUGUGGGCAUCUCAAACAGUUCAGCCAUUGCUGCCCCCAGGUCACACUUGUCCACGGCCCGGUCCCCCACACCCUCUUUUUAUGUUCAAGAGAUUAAUAAAAUCGGGUAUAAACA
Molecule: messenger RNA, 4501 nt
Organism: Jaculus jaculus (lesser Egyptian jerboa)
Lineage: Eukaryota; Metazoa; Chordata; Mammalia; Rodentia; Dipodidae
Gene: Pip5k1c
Product: phosphatidylinositol-4-phosphate 5-kinase type 1 gamma
Exons: 18
Coding region: 1-2073 (690 amino acids)
Biological process (GO): phosphatidylinositol metabolic process
Molecular function (GO): phosphatidylinositol kinase activity
Source: RefSeq, a predicted model, not a curated record